This is a messenger RNA of Dendronephthya gigantea, 1168 nucleotides long. RefSeq lists its product as uncharacterized. The coding region runs from base 77 to 721 and encodes 214 amino acids. Lineage: Eukaryota; Metazoa; Cnidaria; Anthozoa; Malacalcyonacea; Nephtheidae. The record is from RefSeq and is a predicted model, not a curated record. The transcript is spliced from 3 exons.
AUCGACAACGUCGAAGAGACGUCUCUUCCUUCGGCUUCGUCAACUUGCGUGUCUGAUCAAAUUUUUAUGCUCUCAAAUGGCUAGUAAACAACAGAGCGAGGAAGAAGAUUUUGCUUUGGCUUUUGCUAUGCAAAUGUCUUUAUAUGACACGGAGUCAGUUGAAAAAAACGAUUUCUCAAGUCAGUUUGAUGAAGAUAGGGCGCUCGCGAAAGCGAUUGCAGACUCAGAAAAAGAUUUUAGAGAUAGAGGCCGGCUAUCUUCAUUUCCAGUGAACAUUGAGGUCCAACAAUGCUCUAAGACACUUGAAAUCGAGGGUAAACCAGCCCUAACACACCAGAUAAUAAAUGGCUACGUCGAUCAUUGCACACAUGGUUGCAAGGAAUGCAGACAUGCCAUGCAAAUGGCGCGUCUUACUGUCACAGACGCAAAAGAAGAGUGGUUUCGUAAGAACAUGGAAAUAACAGUUUAUGCCGAACAUUUCUCUUUGAAAUUCUGGUCUGGUGCUCGGCAAAACAAAAUCGUUGUUCAGGUGGUUGCAGGGUCGAUAGAAGUCACAGUAACUGAGGAAAGUUGGCGGGCGUGGUUUCAAAGAGUUGUAAAGAAAUCCUGGGAUAUUUUUAAAAAUGUUGCGAUCUUCGUUAUAGAUAAAGGGAUAAGUAUACUGACCAUGGGUCCAGUCGGAGCUAUUGCAGGUGCAGCUUUUAAGGCUAUUGCAGAAUAACUUUAACCGAAGCUAGAAAGGAAUUGUUACAUAAAUUGAAAAAAUGAUAUAUCACCAGGAUACAAGCGAUUGAAGAUUCGUACGUCAAAUAUAUCUAGCAGACGUUUUGGUAUUUAGUUAAAUCUAGUGUGAAAGUCACCUUAUCGGGUAUGAUAUAUGCUAUUGUUAAUUGCAUGUCUAAUACGUUGUUGUUUGUCUAUGUCCAUGUCCACGUCGUUGUCCUUUUCAAUGCAUGUGCAUGUCUAUGUCUAUAUAUGAUUAUUAGAAAACGUAGAACAUUUUUAUAUGUUGCUACGUGGUAUUUUAAAAUUACUUUGAACUGUACAUGAUAGAAGUUACGUUUAAAUUAUUAUAUUAGUAAUAUGAUUGUAUCAUGCAGGACCCCACUAAAAAACACUUUAGGUGAUUUGAGCAUCUUGAUAUUAUUAUCAUUAUAAUUAUAUUUAA